This is a messenger RNA of Aspergillus tanneri, 459 nucleotides long. RefSeq lists its product as uncharacterized. The record is from RefSeq and is a predicted model, not a curated record. The transcript is spliced from 2 exons. Bases 1 to 459 code for a protein of 152 amino acids. NCBI's taxonomy places the organism in Eukaryota, Fungi, Ascomycota, Eurotiomycetes, Eurotiales, Aspergillaceae.
AUGUCGAAUAUGUGCCCGCACAACCUCACCACGAAAUAUUCUUCGGUUCGGAUUAUUACCGGUCCUCUAUAUCUACCGCACCAGGACGAAGACGGCAAAUGGAGGGUUAGCUACGAGGUAAUUGGGAGUCCCGGGGAAUACGGCGUUGCAAUUAAUGUUACCAAUAAAACCAUGCAGGUUCCCAUGUGGGUGGAGUGGUCUGGCGGUGACUACACCAAUGAUACAUGUGCAGUGGUGGCAUCCUCUACCCCGACGCCCACACCGGACCCUUGUCGGGUUAAUAUUGACUCGACCAUUGUCGCAAGUAUGUCGGCCUCUUUGAAAGCGCGCUUGUGCAACGGCUUAAACCCGCCGGCCGAUUGCCUGGAGGACGAUGAGAGUGCCGCGCAGCAACUGGCUGUUUUCGGCGUAUCCUGUUUGCUAGCUGCAUUUGGAACGUUGGGGUUCUUUCUAAUGUGA